Messenger RNA from Aedes aegypti (yellow fever mosquito), 1109 nucleotides. RefSeq names its product alpha-ketoglutarate-dependent dioxygenase alkB homolog 4. NCBI's taxonomy places the organism in Eukaryota, Metazoa, Arthropoda, Insecta, Diptera, Culicidae. The record is from RefSeq and is a predicted model, not a curated record. Gene Ontology annotation, molecular function: oxidoreductase activity; demethylase activity. Gene Ontology annotation, biological process: oxidative demethylation. The transcript is spliced from 3 exons. Bases 134 to 1075 code for a protein of 313 amino acids.
GUCACCCUAUCCAUAUGACAUUUCUGCAAAUCAACUGUGGCAUCGGAGUCGGGUGUAAACAAGACGACAUCAGUGCGUGGAAAUUGCGAAAUUCCGUGAUAUCCUGGAACCAAAAAUCCCCAUCCGGUAACGAAUGGAUCAUCCUCGGCCGUGCGGUUGUAAAGGCCGCCGAACUUGUCUCAGCUGUGAGAAGGAUUUCGAAAUAGAACGAGUGGAUUUCCUUAAAAUAUUCAAGAGCAGCAAAGCCUAUUCCUACUGUCCGCGGUGCCAUAAGAUUUACCCAGGAUGGGACACUGCCAAGGUAAUGGCCGAACAUGAUCGCAAUCAUGGGGGUGAUGCUGGGGAAGACUACCCCGGAGUGUACAUAGAUCUGGACUUUUUGUCCGAGUCGGAGGAAGCCGAACUGAUGAAGGGCAUUGACGAGAUGCCCUGGGACAUGUCGCAGAGCGGUAGACGGAAGCAGAACUUUGGCCCCAAGACCAAUUUCAAGAAGACCAAGAUUAAGGUGGGAAAUUUCGAAGGGUUCCCAAAGUUUUCGGAAUUCGUUCAGCGCAAGUUCGAUCAAGUUCCGCUGAUGAAGGGGUUCCAAUCGAUAGAACAGUGCUCGCUGGAGUACAACCCGGAAAAAGGUGCUUCCAUCGAUCCCCAUAUUGACGAUUGCUGGAUCUGGGGCGAGCGGAUCGUUACGGUGAACUUCCUCAGCGAUUCAGUGCUGACCAUGUCCCGAUAUCGCAAAGAAGAUGGCAAGAAUCGAUACAAUUUGGAUUUUGUUGAUCGAUACAAGGAUAAACUGAUUGGCGAGCUAGUGGACGAGGAAACGAUGGACAAGUUCGAUGAUCGAAUAGUUAGGAUUCCAAUGCCAAGGCGCUCGCUUUUGAUUCUCUAUGGACCCCCAAGAUACCAGUGGGAACAUUCGGUAUUACGAGAAGAUAUCACCGAACGUAGGGUGUGCUUGGCGUAUCGGGAAUUCACGCCCAUGUACCUGGAGGAUGGCAAUGAAUACAGCAAAAGUGAAGAAAUUUUUCGAUUAGCGAAAAACUUUUGGAACCAUUUAGAAGUUAUCACUAGCAGUUGAAGUAUUUGAAUAAAGCAUGUUAUGGAUUCUAUAA